UUCUGUUGUCAUCUCAUCAGUCUUGUAACUUUAACAGAAUAAUUAUUUUUCCAUAAUCUCAUGAACAAAACCACUCAAAAUUAUUAGUUAACACCCCAGUACAAAAUUUUUAAAUAACAGCUAAUCCCAAAUGAAUUUUUACACAAAUAUUUAUUAGUUUAUCGUAUAAGCAAGUCUAUGAAUACUAAAUUGGUGAUUUGGUGAUCUCGAGUCUGCUGAGAUUUGUAAUAGAGUGAGAGAUUAAAUGGUACUCACAGGUGCCAUGGAAAGAAGAAUAAAAUUAAAAACUCUCAAUAGCCACAUUACCUGUAAAAUAUGCCGUGGUUAUUUAAUUGACGCAACAACGGUCACUGAGUGCCUGCAUACAUUUUGUAAAAGUUGUUUAGUUAAGCACUUGGAGGAGAAACAUACAUGUCCGACAUGCCAAAUAGUUAUUCAUCAGUCCCAUCCGUUACAAUAUAUAAGUUUUGACAGGACUAUGCAAGAUAUUGUUUAUAAGCUCGUUCCUGAUCUUCAAGAAAAUGAAAUAAAAAGAGAACGUGAAUUUUAUCGCGCUCGUGGAUUACCAUGUCCAAAAGACGUGUUACCGAACGCCGGUGAUGUUGAAGAUGAAAAAGCGUCGGCAGAUGCUCAUGCUGAAGCUGAUUAUCAUCGUGCUGAUGAACAAGUCAACGUAUGUUUGGAGUGUGUUAACACUAAUCUGAAAACUCUAAAGCGACGUUUCAUAAGAUGCUCAGCUCAAGCUACAAUAACACAUUUAAAGAAAUUUAUUGCCAAAAAAGUGUUGAAUGGAAUGGAAAAAUACCGUGACAUUGAUAUUCUGUGUAAUGAUGAAUUGUUAGGUAAAGACCACACAUUAAAGUUUGUCUACGUGACACGAUGGAGGUUUCGGGACCCACCAUUACGAUUACAAUACCGACCAAGAAUAGACAUUUAAGUAAACUUUAUAUUUUGAAAUAAUGAUAAUGAGAACCGACAGUUAUUCAAAUUUUAACAACUCGUCGAUAUUCGACAAUUCUUCCAAUCAAUUUUUAUUUGACAUUAACUUAUCAUUUAUUAUUAAUUAGCAAUCUAAGUACUGAUUGCGUAUUUAAAAAAGUUAGCAAGUCACCCAAAGUAUUUUGUUUGCAUCGACAUGAAUUUAAUUAUUUAAUUAUUUAUAUUUUUCAUUCAAUAUGCAUAUUAUUGAUUAUUGUUUUAAUGAUAAGUGUGAACAUUUUGAGGAAUUUUAAAUACGGGACGAUAGUUUUAAAAAAUUAAU
Messenger RNA from Cotesia glomerata, 1261 nucleotides. It is a transcript of the gene l(3)73Ah, whose product is annotated as polycomb group RING finger protein 3. The coding region runs from base 245 to 937 and encodes 230 amino acids. NCBI's taxonomy places the organism in Eukaryota, Metazoa, Arthropoda, Insecta, Hymenoptera, Braconidae. Gene Ontology annotation, cellular component: PRC1 complex. The transcript has 4 exons. Gene Ontology annotation, biological process: regulation of transcription by RNA polymerase II. The record is from RefSeq and is a predicted model, not a curated record.